Molecule: messenger RNA, 2139 nt
Organism: Lynx canadensis (Canada lynx)
Lineage: Eukaryota; Metazoa; Chordata; Mammalia; Carnivora; Felidae
Gene: TMEM252
Product: transmembrane protein 252
Exons: 2
Coding region: 71-574 (167 amino acids)
Source: RefSeq, a predicted model, not a curated record
AGCUGGCUAAUGAAAGCAUUCUCGAGGAGCAAGGGAAGCAGGGGAGAGGAAGGGCUACGGAGGGGCAGGGAUGCGGAACAGAACCGGUCUAGUGCUCUGUGCCCUAGUCCUCCUGACGGGCUUCCUGAUGAUCUGCGUGGGAGCCUUCCUCAUUUCCUCAGGAUCGAUGUUCAACUGUCAAGGGAACCUGAUCCUGGCCUAUAUGCUUCUGCCCCUGGGGUUUGUGAUCCUUCUGAGUGGAAUUUUCUGGAGUACCUACCGCCAGGCCAGGGAAAGCAAAGGGGUGUUCACGCACGUGCUCAGACGACACCUUGCUCACGGGGCACUGCCCCUGGCCACAGUCGACAGGCCAGAUUUCUACCCCCCUGCGUAUGAAGAGAGUCCUGAUGCGGAGAAACAACCCUGUCCGGCAGAGGGAGAGGCCUCGGAUGUCCCUCCACCUGUGUACACAGAGAUGGGCCUUGGAUUCGAGGAUGCACCUGCUGCCCGCCCAGAGGCCCCACCUUCCUACGAGGAGUCCGUGGCAGGCGGGGUGGCGACAGCCACACCAUUUGCAGGACGCUCAAGAUGCUGAAGCAGGAGAUACUCUCUAGUGCUUGGGAUGCACCCUCAUGGGAUACGGCUGCUGGUAGUAAACGCGGGCACUGGACGACGGGAGGGAAAGGGUCUUCGGGGACCCUCAUGAGCGCACGCCGAGGAGAUGCGGGAAACGACAGCAUUACGGUUUCCUGGACGUGCUUUGGUCUGCAAGGGCAGCGUGGGGUCCCGGAAGGGUGUGGUGGUCAGCAAGCCACAUUUCAAAGGAUCCACACUAAUCCCAGCCCAGUUGGGCUUUUGGACUGCCGUUUGGAGCUGUGCCCCAAGAGGCUUCUAGCUCUCACUCAACCCCCUCCAGCACCCCAGCCCCCAACGGGGAGAACAGGUGCUGCUCAUGGACAGCCAUGGGCCUUCAGGUACAUUACCCAACAACUGCAAGAAGAAAGUGUGCUGGAGACGAAGGGUCAUCAUCCCGUUUAAUUUGCAGGUUUUGGGGGCUGGCUUUGCAGCUCCCCCCGUUUACCCUAUUAACCAGAGUGACAGCGUAAUAAUUCACCUUGCGGGAGGUUUCCUCUUGGAAGCCGCGAAUGUUACUUUGUAUGACUUUCUUUUAAUUGUGUGUGUGUGGUUUCUAUGUGGACAGCAACUGUAAUAUUUGCUUUCAAAAUGGCUGGAACACAGAAUUUUGAAGGAAGAUCUUAAAAACGGGACGGUUGUACAAGCAGAGAGGACAAGAUUUCUCAGGCACUCAAGUGGAACAGACUUAAAAAUUCAUAAGGCACAGAAUUUAGGGGAAGAAACUGUAUUAGCCAUAGGUUGUAUGAAUCUAGAUUUUGAUGUAAAUGUUGAAAAGCAUUAAAAUAUACAUGUAUAUUUCAACAAAUCCCCCUGUGAAUCUCUAGACUUUGAAAGAAAGGAGACUAUGGUGGAAUGCUUUGAUCCUUAACAGAAAGUUCUCUGUGUCUCAAGAUAUGGGUCCAUGCAUUUUUGACUCGGGACAUUUCUUUUAAAACCCCCUGAUUCCUCCUCAGCUUUAUUAUAUUUUAUGAUAUGUUUUAAUAUAAGAAGACAAGUCGGGUGGCAGUGUGGAGGGGAGAGAUGCAGCUUAAUGUGUUGGCGCUUGGACAAGAAUCUUCUUCUCUCCGGGCCUCAGUUUCUUCCUCCAUCAAGUGAGGAAUUUAUGCUGGGAUUAAUAUCUAACAAUUACAGAGUGUCUUUUAUAGGAUGGGCUCUGCACCAUAAACUUUGUGUGCUUUGGAUUUAGCCCUCAAUAUACUCUUCGGUAACAGGCACAGUGGCUAUUCCCCUUUUACAGACACAUAAACUGAGACUUCGAGCCAUUAAGCAACUUUCCAGAUAACCUACAGUUGUUUCCGGGGGGGUGAAGCAGGGUCCACAGAGGGGCGUGAGAGGAUUUUUCGCUUCAAACAUUUGUGCUGGGUUAACCCUGUCUUACUUUCCUCCUCCCACGGAGCAGUCUGGACUUCCGUCCUGCUUCGGAAAGUGGGUCCUAACAGGAGCGGAGCCCCAGGGCAGGUGCACUACCUUAAAGCCCUUGGGGAAGCAGCCAAGCUUGCUUUAGCGUUUGCUUUUUUUUUUUUU